This is a messenger RNA of Thrips palmi, 1700 nucleotides long. Its product is annotated as galectin-7-like. The transcript has 6 exons. Gene Ontology annotation, molecular function: galactoside binding; carbohydrate binding. Lineage: Eukaryota; Metazoa; Arthropoda; Insecta; Thysanoptera; Thripidae. The coding region runs from base 193 to 921 and encodes 242 amino acids. The record is from RefSeq and is a predicted model, not a curated record.
UCAUUCCGAGGCCGCGUCACACCGUCACCCCACUGGGCGUAUGUCACGACUUUGAAUACUCGUCGUGAGUCACGAAAACAAAUAAAGCAGCACAUGACAAGUUUCGUUAUCGCUUGAACACAGCACGUUAGCGGAAACUUAGAACGUUUUUGUUAGUUUGGUUGGGGCGGUCUUCGUUUCUCUGCUGCCAAAAUGUCUUACCCUCAAAACCUGGUGGUUCCGUAUCGAGGGCUCAUUCCCUCAGGAAUUUUUCCUGGACGUAUGAUCCGCGUUCAGGGAACUGUUCACCCUUCAGCCCAAAGGUUUGCCAUCAAUCUUCAGUGUGGACCAAACACAGAGCCUCGAGACAACAUUGCUCUUCACUUUUCACCACAGUUUGUCACACACACUGUCAUCAGAAAUUCACUUCAGAACCUGAUGUGGGGACCUGAAGAAAGUCUUGGUUACUUUCCUUUCUCUCCUGGACAAGCAUUUGAAAUAAUUUUACUGUGCGAAGCUACGCACUUCAAGAUUGCUGUGAAUGGUGCGCACUACACUGAGUUUGAACACCGCCUUGCAUUCCAAACUGUAUCUCACAUUACAAUUGAUGGAGAUAUUCAACUAUCAGCUGUACGCUUUGAAGACCCACCACCAGAAGUUGUACCUGGGGGCACAGCUAUGGCUCCAGCCAGUGGCUACAUUAUGCCUAUGGCCUAUGACCCAUCUCCAGCAAUCUACCCUUCUGUCAACCCACCUGCUUAUUCUGCAUAUGCUCCAGAUUAUCCUCAAACUUAUGUUGUUGAAAACCAGUCAAGUGGAGGUAUGGGCAAAUUUGGUUCAGCAGCUGCUGGUGCUGCAGCAGGCUUGGCGAUAGGAGGCCUCGGUGGAUAUGCAAUAAGCAAUGCUCUCCACAGCGGAUCAUCAUCUUCAGACAGCGACUGAAUCUGCUCUGAGAUUCACUCUCACUUUGUUAUGGUUAAGUAGUUUGGCCUGGUUACAGAAGAUGGAUAUUUUGUGUUGUGAGUUGGCUGUUUAGGAUUUGGACCAUAUUCCACUUAGCACUACAUCACAUUUGAUGAGGAUGUUUCUUGUUAUAAAUCUCUGGCUGUACAGUAUUGUUAAUUUUGAUUGUUGUGAGAGAAAUCUCGUUACCUUUACUAUGUGUUUAAUCUAAUCAUUAAAAUUGCAUUUAUUGCAUGGGCAACUAUUUCUCAGCUUAGUGCUUUUUAAAUCUCUACAAGAAUGUUAAUGUAUAGUUUUAUUGUGCUAUUUUUAACAUGAGGCAAGCUUACAAAUUUGAUUGAUAUAUUGAGGAUUUUGCUUACUGUGAGUAUGGUGGCUGUGAAUUUAUACCUACUAUUUUCAAAAAAAGGAGUUAUUCUUCCUUUUGAUGACCAUUUUUGAUAAUCUAUUCAAAUGUUAAGCCCGUCCUCAUGCAGAUUUAUAUGUCGACAGUAUCUCAUUUUUCUUCUGGCACCAGUGUAUUACUCUCACAGUCAUGCUUGCUUUGGAAUGGAGACAAUUUACUCUGUUAUAAGUUUUCUUUACUCAUUCUCAUUAUCAUUCCUUAUCUUAUAAGGGAUGAAAGGCUGCUAUUUUAGAUAAAGAAACUGCCAGAGGCAUCAGUAAUUUACUUUAUGAGUCAUCUAACUUUUUGAAAGUUGUCAUUAUUUUGAAUCUUCAUAUGAUAUUAUUAAUACAAUUGAAAUGAUGAUCUUGUA